AUGUUUCCUUUACAACCCAACAACGAUCUGCUCUAUCUCCCACCAAAUCGCUACCUGAUUCCGGAGGAUCAGAUCAUCCAUGAUGAUCAAGAUCCUCGUGGCCUUCACGUCACCAACCGAAAGGACAAGAACAAGGGCUUAGACAAAUCUGUACUCAUAUCCUUCAGCGGAAGCAACAAAAAGGAUGAAGAUUGUGAUCAUCAGAAGAAGAUGCAUCGAGACAUCGAGCGGCGGAGGCGGCAAGAGAUGAGCACCCUUUACGCGUCUCUCAGAUCAUUGCUCCCUCUCGAGUAUAUAAAGGGGAAGCGGGCGACAUCGGACCAUAUAAGCGGGGCUGUAAGUUACAUAAACCAUCAAGAGAGGAAGAUCAAAGAGCUGGAAAGUAGAAGAGAUGAAAUGAAGAGUGGUGAUUGUUCGGUGAGAGCUUUGAGUGUAAGGCCUUGUCUGGAUGGAGUGGAAAUAAUCAUCAGAAGUGCUAGUUCCAGUGACCAAGACCAUAAUUUUCCAUUAUCAAAGGUGCUGCAACUCCUGCUUGAAGAAGGAAUUAGUGUAGCAAGUUGUGUUUCCACUAGAACUAGCGAAGUGACAUUCAUCCACACCAUCCAAUCCGAGGUUUGCCAUGCCAGGUGUCUCGAUAUAGCUCGGCUGCAAUCGAAACUCGAUGAAGUGCUUUUGGACUACUGA
Molecule: messenger RNA, 684 nt
Organism: Syzygium oleosum
Lineage: Eukaryota; Viridiplantae; Streptophyta; Magnoliopsida; Myrtales; Myrtaceae
Product: transcription factor bHLH118-like
Exons: 3
Coding region: 1-684 (227 amino acids)
Biological process (GO): regulation of transcription by RNA polymerase II
Cellular component (GO): RNA polymerase II transcription regulator complex
Molecular function (GO): RNA polymerase II transcription regulatory region sequence-specific DNA binding; DNA-binding transcription factor activity, RNA polymerase II-specific; protein dimerization activity
Source: RefSeq, a predicted model, not a curated record